AUGAUACUAGUAUCUAUAGCUAGUGAAUCAAGCAUUUUGUCACAACUGAUUUCAAUACAUGGUGAAAGAGUACAAGUAGCAUCAGUGAUUGUUAAUGAAACAAUAAACUUACCUGGUGAUGCUGAAGAAUGUAUUAAAAGACUCAAAUCACAUAAUCUGCCCGAGGAUAACAGUUUUGCCUUCAUGUUAGCAUGUGUUGGUAGAGGGGAAGGUUUAUAUGAACAAUCUAAUAUUGAGUCAGCACUGUUUAGAAAAUAUUUCCCUAAAACUCCUUUGAUAGGUUUGUUUGGAAAUGGAGAAAUUGGAUAUGAUCAUGUAAAUAAGGGAUCACCUUCCCAAGAAGUGGAACCAGACUGCAAGAAGAAGAAAUCUGACGUUAAACUAUAUCAUUCUUUCACAACUGUGUUUGUUCUGGUGUCAAUAACUUGA
Molecule: messenger RNA, 429 nt
Organism: Ruditapes philippinarum (Manila clam)
Lineage: Eukaryota; Metazoa; Mollusca; Bivalvia; Venerida; Veneridae
Product: F-box only protein 22-like
Exons: 2
Coding region: 1-429 (142 amino acids)
Biological process (GO): positive regulation of proteasomal ubiquitin-dependent protein catabolic process; protein polyubiquitination
Source: RefSeq, a predicted model, not a curated record